GACGGUCAGAUUUUCACUGACGGACGGUCUGGCAGGUCUUCAUUCAAUCAGCAACUGCCGGUGAAAAAGGAAGCAUUUACAAGAGAAAUGGCUACCGAACACGAAGGUGAUAUGAGUGAAAUUUCGAGUCUUACUGACUCCAGCGAUGAAGGAAAGAAGGUAGUAGAAGAAGUGGUCGAAGCGGUGGAAGAAAUCGACAAACCCGCUUAUUCCGACGAGGAUCUUGAAACGUUGGUGGGCUUCAUCCGCGGCAUGAUUAUUCUGUUCGACUACGACGACCAGGACUUUAACGAGGAGGUGUCCGAAACGAUCAAACUGUGGCUGACGGACGUGAACAAUCCGCUGCUGUUUAUCUUUUACGACGGCAAUCGGUUGUCCGCAUCGCUAGCGUUCCCGCUCUGUCCCAUCAACGAUCUGAUGUACUUUAUGCGCGAGCAGGAUCAACUGUUCAAUGUGCUGGAGCGGUUCCACGAUGACAUCAUGUUCGGGACGCUCCACGGAGACAUCGAGGGCUCGCUGCUGGUGAUACUGGAGCAGGUGUAUGGGCCGAUGAUACUGUCGAACGCGGAUUGGUCGGAAAACGUAAAGGCAAACAUCAUCAAUGGGUUUAACGCGUUCAUGACGUACCUUACCGAGCUGCACUACAAGCUGUCGGGUAUUACGCUGCUGUACGUGCCACGCGAGGGUUGCGAUAUGGAGGUGCAGGAGGUAGUGCUGAAUCGUUCGACAAUCAAGCGGCUCGAAGCGGUAGUGAUUGACUGGACGGGGCAAAUUAGGGCUACGCUGAGCGAUACGCAGCAUUUCGUGCCGGACGAUCUCGUGUGCCCAUCGGAUGAGUACAGCUUUUGGCUUUAUCGGCAUGAGGUGCUGUCAGCCCUGCGGCUUCAAUUCAAGGGCCCCAAUGUGCAGCACAUCGUUCGCAUUCUCGAGCUCGCCCAAUCGCUCUACAUAAAGCAUCUCAAGGACGUGCUGGAGGAUUUGGAUAAGGAAAUUGAAAUCGCCGAGUCGAACAUUCCCUUUCUGAAGCUGUUGGUCGAUCCGUGCUUUGCCAUCGGGACGCUGGAGACGGGGGACGACUUUUGUUCGCAGUUGAUCUACGUGAUGCAUAUCAUUCGUUUCAUUGGACAAGAAUCGAGCCAUCUGAACAGGGACGAAAGCAUUACGAAACUGUUUCUGUACCUUAGCAACGAAAUCGUAGCCUGCUGUAUGCGAGGCAUUGACAUCGAGCGUAUUCUUUCGGGAGCACCAAGGUACGGCAUUGAGGUGUGUCGCAUGAAGAUUGAAUGUUGUGAAUCAUACAAAAUCAUUUACGAAGAGAUGUUGGAGCACUUCAAGGAUGAGUUCACGUGGAAUCUGGAUUAUGCCGCCAUCUUCAAUCGAAUCAAUGCAUUUUUGCAACGUCUGCACGAUAUCUUGGAGAUCUGUGACGCGAUGCUCAUCUUCGGCAAGUAUGCGGACAGUACGUCCUAUACCUCGUAUCGCUUCUUUUGCAACAAUGCGGACGAGUUUGAGCGACGCUGUGAGCAGGUGGAGCGUAUCUUUCACAAUGCUCUGGAGACGAUCGAGUCGGUCGGCAGCACGAUACUGGACAUUAACAACAAAGACUGGUACCGGUACGUGGGCGAGUUCCGGGAGAUGCUCAAAAGCCUGGACGACAUUAUAGAAAACUUGCUGUCGAACGUGUUCCUGAUGUCGGAGAAUUUGGAGGAAAAGCUGAACGUGCUCGUGACGCUGCUGAACUUUUACAAGCGGGAAAACAUUCGCGAAAGCUUCAUGCGCAAAAUUGGCGAUGUGUGGGGCAUGCUGAAUGAGGAGAUUAUGCAGCUGUCGAAGGACAUUUCGUCCGGUAUAGCGGAGUAUCCUGCGCUGCUGCCACCGCACGCUGGUCGCUAUGCCGUGCUGAAGAUGCGAUUUGAUCAUCUGACACAUUUGCGCACACUUAUUGUAAACUGUCGCUUCUUUCCGGAGCAUCCCCAGCAGGAGGAGGUGCUGGCACUGUACGAAGCGUGCGAGAAGCAGGUGAAGGCGGCUCUGAAAGGUUUUAGCGAGUCUUGGAGCAAAUCGAUCACCACCGAGAUGGCGUCCUGGUAUCAUCGUAAUCUUAUCUGUAGAAGCAAUCUCCGACCGGGUCUGUUCGAGGUGAACAUCGAGCGUCGGCUGUUGGUGCUGUUCGAUGAGGCGUACUACUUCAAAACGCUCGGCGUGAACAUCCCGAUGAGCCUGGACCUGGAGAAGCAUGAAAACACGCGGCUCACGUUUGACAACGUGCUGCGAUUGGUGCUUUACUUCAAUGGGGUCGUUUCGUCUAUCUCGGACAAGGAGCGGCUGUUCUUUAAGCCCAUGAUACAGCAGACGGAGCGGAAGUUGGAGCCGAUGCGCAGUAAGCUUACCUGGGAGGAAGAUUUGAGUGAGUUCAUCGAGGGGUACGUGGUGAAUGUGCGCGAGCUGCUCGAACUGAUCGAGCUGUACAAGCGCGAGAAUCACAAAAUCGUAUCGCUCGUAGAACGAAUCUACGCAACGAUUUUCGUUCGGUUCGAGCAGCAGCAACAUCCGGUCAGCGUGGCACAGCUAAUGGCCGGUGUGGCCGAGCAGAAGAAGACUGUUUUUACAGAGCUGCUCGAAGUGCUGACGGAGGUGAGCCAGCACAUAUUUAACGUGUACGACAGUCUCGGGUCGAACAUACGCAAGAUGGGCAGCAUUUGGGAGCAGUACUUGCACAAAAUUGACAAGCUGUUGCGGGCGGCCAUCUUCACCUGCACGCUCAACACGCUGCGUGGUGUUCAGACGGCAAUCGAGAACGUCCACGCCAGUCCGAUACUGAUGAUAGAGAUACUGUUGAAGCGGGAGGGCGCCGUUUAUGAGCCGUCGGUGGAAGCGGUCGAGCAGACGCUGCGCCGCCUGGUGGAGGAAGUUUGUCUGACGAUUCGCCCGGUGCCGAGCAUGGCCCGGCGCUACCAGCUGGACAGUGGAGAGCGUAGCUUCUAUCUGCAGCUGCUGGAACAUUCGGAGUACCUGCAGAUCUCGCGUUCGAUCGAUGAAACGAUCAACGACACGGUGCGGCUGCUGCGCACCUACCAGUCCAAGUGGAACGUUUUUCGACCGUUCUGGUGCGUCGACAAGGCGGCGUUCAUUGAGCGCUUCAAGCUGACGGCCAUGACGUCGGAAGCGUUCCAGAAGAACAUUGAAAAGUUUGAGGAGCUGCAAAAUCAGCUCUCGACGCAGGGCGAUUUUGUGGUGUGCCGCAGCGUGGAGAUUGAUGCGCUGAAGCUGAAGUACGCCCUCACCGGUCACAUUGCCGAGUGGCAGACGAACUACAUCGAGUAUCUGAAGUGCAUCGCGUAUGGCAAAAUCAUCGAUUUCAACAAAAUUUUGCAGCAAAAUGUAGAAGAGCUUCGCCACGAGCCGCUGGAAGUGUACGAGCUGAAGCGGCUGGAGGAGCGGUACCAGGUUUGCUACGACGAGUUGCCCGCCAAGGAGCAGGAAAUCGCUAUCAUCUUGAAGUACUUUGUGGUGCUGGAAAAAUACGUCGCCGAUCUGCUGCCGGAAGCGUACGCGCUGCGCCACAACAUCGACCAGAUCUGGGCCCAGUACCGGGCCGAUCUGAAGGCGAUCCGGGAGCAGAUCGAAAACUACCAGGAUCAGUUCAAGCUGUCGAUGACCGGGGCGGCCGACGCGCUCAAGGUGGACGCACUGGAGAUGCUCAAGAUGCUGCGCGAAGAGAUGUCCACCGCGGAGGACUCGACUCCGGACGAAGCGUUCGAAGCAAUUGACCGUUUAAUGAUGCAAUUGGAAGAGUUAGAACGCCGCGAGCGCGAGAUCGAGGAGCGGAUGCGGUUGCUCGGUGUCGAUUAUGUGCGGUUGCCUGCUUUACAAGAAAUUCGCUCAAAACUAGAAAAUCUGCGCCAGGUGUGGAUGCUGGUGAAGGAGUGGCGUAUCGAGCGGGAUCGUAUCAUGGCCGAAACCUAUAGCACCGCGGACGAGAUCGAUCUGCACAUGCUGUCGGGCCACUUUCGGCAAGCGUACGCACUGUUAGCGGACGGCCCCAUCAGCCAAGAAGAGUUCGAUGUGUUCCACCGGGUGGGAGCAGAAAUCGCCCACUUCUGCACGACGGUUACGAUCGUGUGCACGAUGCGCGCCUCCUUCAUGCAGGAGCGCCACUGGCAGAAGGUGAAGGAAAUUGCGAUGUGCGAAGAUGCCCCAGAGCUACCGGGCGUACAGUGCAGCUUCCAGACGAUGACCGCGCUGGCACUGUACAGCUACGAGGAACCGCUCCUGGACCUGUGCUACGCCGCCCGCAAAGAGCACGAGGUAGAGCUCGACCUCGAAGCGGUUGCGUUGCGUGUCCGCGCAAUUGAAUUCAACAUCCGGCAGCCAGCGGGCGGUGGUGGCUUUCUGGAACUGCGCAACCCGGCCACCCACUUCCGAACGCUGGCGGACAACGUCGGGAUCAUAAAUCGCUUGCGCCGAUCGCCCCAUCGCCAUCCGUACCAGGCGCUGAUCGAUUACUGGGAGCACACGGUCGGCCUGCUGGACGAGAUGCUCGAGAUCGUCGUGCGCAUGGUGGCCGAGUGUCGAACGCUGCACGAGCUGCACCGGAUCAGCCGCGGCACAGCGCCCGGCUCGAAGCUGGACGCGUUCAACGAUGGGUUUCGCGCCGCCUUUGCGCAGUGGUGUGAACUGAUGCGCUACCUCUCGACGGCCCGGCUGGUGGAGGACGUGUGCCCGGUGGGGCAAGAAUUUAUUGCCGAGCUGGAGUCGGUCCGCAAGCGGCUCAACCAGCAGGCGGACACGCUGGGUGAGGUGUUGCGCGAGCAGCGUGCCGUUUUCCCGCGCUUUUACCUGCUUUCCGACCGGCAGCUGAUCGGGCUGAUCGCUGCGCCGCUCAAGUACGCCCAGCUGGAGCAAUCGUUGCCGCUGCUGUAUGAAAACGUAGCCCGGUUUCAUCUGCUCGAUCGGGGCAAGGCGGUCCCGCCGGGCGUGGUGGGAGUGUACACCGGGGAUGACGAGUACAUCUCGUUCGUUGGAUCGUCCCCGCUGCCCGAUGCACGGCCCGGGCCGGAUGGUGUGGCUGAGCUCAUGAACCAGCUCGAAUGUCACAUUCGCGAUGCGAUGCGUGAUUUAUUGUGGAGCUGCCACACCGCCCUACGGAGGAGCUACUUCAAGCGGGUCGAGACGGGCUGGCUGCGCAGCUGGCCGCUGCAGCUGUGCCUGAAGAGUGUCGAGCUGCAGCAAACGCUGCAUACCAGGAAUGCCUUGGUGCAGUGCAGUCUACUCGGCACCAAGAAACCGUUGAAAAUGUUGCGCGCGCUACACACAAAGCUACUUCAAGAACUGACGGCUUCGGCACGCACGUGCAGCGAACGCUGGCAGUGCAAGAAGCUGUACGAUCUGUUAAUUCUCGAGCUAAACGCAAGAGAUCUGAUUGAACGGCUGUGCCGCCGGAAGGAGCUCCACGGGCUGGAAACGUUCGAGUGGGUAUGCCAGCUGCACUCGCACUGCCAUCCGCCGGGUCGAAAAUGCGUGAUCCAGCUGUUUGACACCCGCUUUGCCUACGGGUACGAAUGCAAACGCUCCACCGAACCGAUGCUGCUCACACCAGUAAGCGAGCGGGCCCGAAUGGCCACGGUAUGUGCGCUAAAAUUACGCCAAAUUCCCCUCCUGCUCGGCACUUCCGGUGGAUGCUGCGGCCGGCAGGUGCUACUGGAGAGUUUGGCCCACUCGGUCGGUGUGUUUCUGCUGACGCUAGAGUGCGAUACGAGCUCCACCCCAGAGGACAUGAUGCGCAUGGUGCGUGGCGUGAAAAUGGUCGGAGGAUGGUUGCUGUUGCGGUGCUUCGAGCGCUUGCCAAGCACCAUCGUAACCCAAAUCGCUGACAACGCACGGGAAACGGUUACGGCCGUGCGAAAAUCGACAACGGCAAAGCGAAAGUUAAGCUGGGAAGAACGAUUCGGUCGCUUUCGGCUGUUUGCACUCACCAGUUCCGGUUCCGGUCGCAAAAUGGCGCCACAAGAGCUGGACCGAACACUGUUCCGCCCGGUACACAUAACCUCCGUCGAUCGGUCGAAAGUGUUGGAAUCGUGGUUAUGGCUGGCCGGUUACGAUCACAGUGUACGAAUUGCGAAACUUUUCGAACUAUUUCUCCGGCAAAUGAAAUUAUCCAGUCCGUAUUUUGCCGAGGGAGGGAUGUUUUCACUGCGGCAACUAAAACGUGUCGUCGAGGCCGGGCGGCUUGUGCAACAAACGUCAGCGGCCGAUGUAAACAAACCCGAUGAGCUGUCAGUGCGUGACUGGAGCGAGGAGAAGCGAGCGUUCCUGGCUGCGUUCUGCAACACUUACCAGGGUUAUUUUUCUGAGGUGGAAAUGCGGAACUGCCAUCGUAAUUUAGUGCUUGUUUUCGGCGCAUUCGAUCCACCAACACAAAGCAACGAAGAUGAGCUGAAAGAGGUUGUGCAAAAUCAGGCAAAAGCAAUGCAUUUCAAGCUUUCAGACGGUAUGAUUGACAAGGUACUGCUGCUCCAUCAGGCCCUUCUCGCCGACGGACGCCCGAUAGUGGUGACGGGAGCGGCCGGUACGGGCAAAAGUGCCUGCAUCGGUAUCGCCCUUGGCAUAUUGAAGCCCGCCUACGAACCGACCCGCAUCCUCCCGGCUACUCUCCGCCAUUCCUCCCACCCGGCCGCAUUCGAUCGCGGCUGGCUGGACAGCGUCAUCGGGGCGUGCCUGCAUCCGCCGCCCGGCUCGGAAGAGUGCACCGCUGGUAGAAAGUGUUUGAUAUUCGAUGCCGUGCCGUGCGGCGAAUGGAUCGAUUGCGUCGCCCAGCUGGCACUCCAGUCCGGGCACUAUAUGGGCUGCGAUUUUACUCCGAUUAGUGCGGCGUCGGACGGCCCUGACCGUGGCGUGAAAGUGAUCGUCGAGUGCGUCGGGCCGCUCGAUAGCGUAACGCCCUCGUUGGUGUCACAUUUCUCCCUCGUGCACCUCGGUGCCGACGAUCUCUGCUGGCCCGCGCUGGUGCACGUUUGGCUGGAGCAGAAGGGCGAGCUGAUGCUGCGCCAGCGAUUGCAGACGCUGGUGGAGAAGUAUAUGGAGGGGCUGCUCUCCUUCCGCCGGUCCGAGUGUCGGACGGUGGCGAACAUCGGCGACGUGUCGGUGGUGCGUACAUUCUGUCAGCUGUGUGAUAGUUUGCUUGCACCAUUCGAUACGAGCAAAAUAUUCCGCCCGCAGACGGGCGAAGAGCGGCUCGAGCGGUGGUCGGAAGCGCUGGGGAAGGUGUUCUUUUUCUGUGCCGUUUGGUCCAUCGCCGGCUCGCUGGAUGAUGCUGAUGGUAGCCGGGGUAAAUAUGAUCUGUUUUUGCGCGAGCAGCAUCCCGAGGCGGGUUAUCCGUUGAAGGAGAACGUUUACCAGUUCUACGUUGAACUUCCGGAGGGCGCGUGGCGACCGUGGGAGACAAAGCUGCCGGCCGAGCUGUCGGUGAACGGUGCAGUAGGCGAACGCAUUUAUCGGAGUGCUCACACGAUCGCUCAUGAAUUUCUCGUGCGUGCCCUGAUGCGGAAUGGUGCACCCGUGCUGCUCGCAAGCGAAACGUCCGUUGGAAAGUCCGCCCUAGUAAAAGCCAUUUUAACCGAGCUCGACCCCGCACACUGGUCCUCGAUGCGGAUCGUUCUAACGCAACGCACCACAAUACGCCAGCUACGCAAUCGACUGCGCUGCCACGCGCUAAAAGUCAUGAAAGCUCGCCUCUAUCCGGCAGACCGCAAACAAAUGGUCUGCUUUUUCGACGAUCUGCACACGACCGCUUCAAACCCGUACGCGGUGGAUGAGUUUACGCGUGGCUUUUGCGAUACGGGCGAAUGGCAUGAACCGGGCGGCAGCACCUCGAUGCGCAUCGAGCAGUGUCAAACGGUGCUCGCCAUGCGGCUGCACCAUUGUCACACGCCAACCCAACCCGUCAUGCAAAGUUUGCUCAACAAAUGUCAUCUACUGAUCAUGACACCGGCGGGCGACGAGCAGCUCGGGCAAAUCUUCACCGAUAUGAUACGGACCACCGUGCCGGCGCAACAGCAACAGCCAGGCGCUGCCGUGCUCAGGCUGCUGGCGCCAGCGACGGUAGACUUUGUCGGGCGCCUCACGCGACGACUUCCGCCCACGCCGGCCCGGCUGCGCUACCAGUUUUCGCUCGAGACAAUCGCCUCCAUAGUGCGGGCGGUGUGCCAUUGUCUCGGCGAUGCCGUUGCCCCGGACGCUUAUCUCGCGGAGAAGGCGACGCUGCUUCGGCUGUGGAUACACGAGUGCUACCGAGAAACGUGGGACCGGCUGGAGCGGACGGAUCACAGACGGUACUACGAGCUGCUGAACGAAACCGUGUCGGGCCACUACGAGGUAACGCUGCACGGUCUCUGCCCGAACAAUCAGAGCCCAAUCUUCACCGAUCUGUUGUCGCGGACCGAAACUCCAACCGCGAAUCCGUACGAGGACGUGCGGGAUAUUAAUCAAUUGAUACUUCGAACCGAGGAGCGCUGGGCUGAAGUUUCGGACGAUUCCACGAAAAACCUCCUCAUCCACCGAGAAGCCAUAGAACACGCGACGAAAGUGCUGCGCAAUGUGCGGCUCGGGCGCAUCGGCUCGAUGCUGAUGGGUCUUCCCGGUGGCGGUCGGACGGUGGUUUGCCAGCUCGCAGCCCGGCUCGCAGUGCACAGGCCGAUCACGUACCAUCGGAUGAGCGUAACGGCACGGGAUGGGCCGGAAACGGUUGAGAGCGAAUUUUUGAACCUGUUCCAAGUGUGUCUGGGCGUACAGCAGCAGCAGGGUUGUGUGCUGGCACUGGUCAAUCUGGACGACAUUGUAGAGGCAGAACCGAACGAACGGCUGAUGGAGCUGCUCGGCGGCAUAAUGGGCGGUGAAGAGCUGGGCGUGCUUUUUUGCGAAAACAGUCCCGUCGGGCAACCAAAUGGAACCCAAAACAAGACGGGCGAAGGCACGGAAGACACGGCAAACACGCCGGACUGGCGGAAAGUACGCGCCAAUUUACACCUUGUCCUGUGCUUACCCUUGGAAGUAGGCGCUUUUAGAAUCGUUCUCCAGCGGUAUCCGUCGCUGGCGCGCGAGCUAACCGUGGACUGCAUGCACGACUGGCCAGAGGCGUCACUGCUGGAGAUUUCCAAGAAGUACCUGCUCAGGAACGUACCGCUCGAUGUGCCCAUCCAGGGCGCGGAUGGUACAGUCAAGAAGGCCCGCCGGAGAGAAAGCUUGGUACAGAGCACCGAGGAGCGGCUUCAGAUUGCGACGCAUGAUUUAUUGUUUCGCAUACAUUACGCCGUCCAGGUGGAGGCGACAUUGGCGACUGCCGCUAAGCGAAAUAUAAUUGCACCCUGCAGCUGGUAUUUCGAGCUGCUCGAUACAUUCCAAAGAGUGUUGCGUGAGAAGCGGCUCGAACUGCAGGCCCUGCAUCGGAAGUUCCGCAUCGGCAUCGAACGCAUCGAGGACGCAACGGUUAAGGUGGCCAAUCUGUCCACCGAGCUGCAGGAGCGGCAGCGCGAGAUAGCCCUGUUCCAGGUGCAGCUGGACGAGUUUCUCGAGCAGAUCGAGCAGCAAACGCGGGAAGCGGACGAGCAGACGGAGGAGGUGUCGGUCAAGCGCGUCAAGAUCGGCGCGGAGGAGAUUGUGUGCAAGCAGCUGGCGGAGGUGGCGGGGGCCGAUUUGCAGCGCGCCAUGCCGGCGCUGAACGCGGCCGUCGCGGCCCUCGAUUCGCUCAACAAGAAGGACAUGAACGAGAUCAAAUCGUACAGCCGGCCGCCGACGAAGGUGGAGCUGGUGAUGGAGGCGGUGAUGAUACUGCUCGGCAAGGAGCCGACCUGGGCGGAGUCGAAGCGGCAGCUCGGGGAGCAAAAGUUCCUCGACACGCUGAAGGGCUUCGAUCGGAACAACAUCGCCGAGCGGACGCUCAAAACGAUCAGCGGGUACGUGAAAAACCCCGACCUGGAACCGGACAAGGUCGGUACCGUUUCGAAGGCGGCCAAAUCGCUGAUGCUGUGGGUGCGGGCGAUCGACAACUAUGGCAAGGUUUACAAAUUCGUUGGACCAAAGAUACGCAAAAUGGAGGAAGCCAACGCGUCGCUGCUGGAGAAGCAAAACGAACUCGCGGCGGCCGAACGCAAGCUGAUCGAGCUGGCGGAAAAGUUGGCCCAGCUGCGGGCGGAGUACGAGGCCAAGAUUGCGGAAAAGUUGCAGCUCGAAGAGACCGCCCGCCAGAUGGCACUGAAGCUGGAGCGGGCUCGCAACCUGGUGGACAAUCUGGCCGGCGAACGGACCCGCUGGCUUGCGACCAAGAACGAGCUGGAAGGCAGCUACGCAAGUCUGAUCGGUGACACACUGCUAGCCGCUGGCUUUCUCACCUAUCUGGGUCCUGUAAACAUUGAAACACGUGCCAGCUUCCUAUCCCAAUGGUUGAUUGAUCUCGAGACGACGGAAAUGCCCUUCACCCAGCGCUUUUCGCUGCGAUCUUUCUUUUACGAUCCCGGCGUGCUGAUCCGGUGGCACGAAAAUGGGCUGCCGCCGGAUGAUUUUUCGGCGGAAAAUGCAACCAUUUUGAUGAAAAGUACGCGCGUCGCGUUGAUCGUUGAUCCGCAGGAGGAGGCCCAGAAGUGGCUGCUGGCGGAGCUGGCGGGGCACGUUCAGUUGGUUGAUUUCGAUGAUGAAAUCUGUGAAUCGACGCUGGUGGAAACGUUCGAGCAGCACACGCCACUGAUGGUGGAAAAUGUUAACCGAAGGAAUGUGAGCCAGCUGGAUGAGUUGUUCACGCUGCGAGACACGGUGACGGCGACUUGUGGAACGUGCCGUGAGAAGGCUCAAAAGAAGGGCGACGAAGCGGCACAUCCAUUGUAUCUGGUUGGGCAGGAGUCGGUGCGGAUGUCGGGAGCUUUGGUAAAGCGCGUCAAUCAGCUGAGCUUCGUGCUGGGAGCGGAAGGGCUGGAGAUGAAAAUGCUCGGCCUGCUAGUACAAAGCGAAAAUCCCUCCCUUGAAGAGCGAAAAGAACUGCUCCAGCAAACGAUUCUUCAAAACAAGCAAACGCUCGUCGAUCUGGAGGAACAGAUACUACGCAUCUUGAACGAAAGCAAGGUACCACUGCUCGAGGACGAAGAGCUGUAUCAGGUGCUGCAAAGCUCGCGCGCGACAUUCGAAACCGUCUCGAGUGGGCUGCAGCAGGCGGAACAGACCCGCAUCGAGAUCGAAACGUCCCGCGAAGUCUAUCGAUCCUGUGCGUCCCGUUCCGCGCUGCUCUUUCUCGUCCUUGGCGAUCUGCAGCUAUUUAAUCCACUGUAUCGCUACUCGCUCGAGUGGUAUCAGGCACUGUUUUCGCUGUCCCUGGAGAAAAGUGGGCGCGUACAGCAGGUUGCGGAGCGAAAGCGACGAAUCGAUGACUAUCACACAUUCAACGUGUUUCGCAUUGUAUCUCGCGGAUUGUUCGAAAAUGAUCGAAAGCUGUUUGCGUUCUACCUGUGCGUUCGGUUACUCUUUGCCGAUGAAGCGCUCAGUCCAAGAGAGUUUCGCUUUCUGGUAUACGGAGCAGGCAAAAUUGAUCGCCAGGAGCAGAUGGAAAAUCCGUGCCGCAGCUGGCUGUCCGAUCUGCACUGGGAUCAGCUGACCGACCUGGACCGACUGCCCGGCUUUCACGGCAUAGUGGAAUCAUUCGCCGAACUGCCAGAAGACUGGAAACAGUGGUACCUGUCAUCACUGCCGGAAGUGUCACCCCUGCCCGGCAAUUGGGAGAUAAAUUUGAAAAAGUUCCAAAAGUAUCUUAUCGUGCGUAGCUUGCGGUUGGAUCGCAUCGAAAGCUGCAUGAACGAUUUCACCCGGGACACGCUGGGCCUGAAGUACGUCAGCGUCCCGGUGGGCACGCUGGAGGACGCAUUCCAGGAGUCUUCCGCCCACAGUCUGAUACUGCUGCUCGUGCGGGGCAGCUCCAAUCCGCUGGCAAAGCUCGAACGACUGGCAAGGAAAGUGAACGGUGCAGGCUCGUCGCAGGACGGUGGCAAGAAGUGUUUCGAAACGUUGGCCAUAACGGAGGAUCGGAUGGAGGCGUUCGUUGGGCUGCUGCAGCGAUGCGUUAGCGACGAGUCUUGGCUGUACGUAAGCGAUUGCCAGCUGGCGGAAACGUUCCUGAAGCAACUGCCCCACGUGAUGGCGUUCCUGAAGCGCACCAAUCCCAACUCCAAGUUCCGCCUUUGGCUCAGCUCCAAGCCGCACGAGGCGCUGCCGCUGUCGGUGCUGCAAAACUGCAUCAAAUUAGCAUACGAAGAGCCGAAGGGCAUCAAGCAUCAUAUGGGCAAUCUGUACGACGAGAUCGGAGAGGCACGGUUCAAACAGGCCACGGCGGCGAUGAAGCAAAGCACCACCAAAAGCUCCUCCACCGAGGCACACUACAAGCGUCUGCUGUUUGCGAUGGCGUUCCUGCACGGGCUGCUGCUCGAACGGAACAACUUUCAGCAGCUCGGCUGGCUCGAACCGUACCAUUUUGUCAACAAUGAUUUUUGCCUUGCGGAAAGUUUGCUUGCGUACGGGCUGGAGAAGCUGCUCGUGAAGAAAGCGGUCGAUCCAAGGCUUCAGCGCGGCCGCCAGGGUGGUCGUGGCGAUGGGAACGGUGACGUUAGCAUCGAGGACAAUUUUCAUGGUUUGGAUUUGGAGGACGAGCAGCAAGAGCACGAUGCAACGCCCUGGCAGUUUUUAAAGGGUGCCGCCCUGGAGCUCUGCUACGGUGCACAAAUCGCAUCGUGCUGGGACCGGCGCAUCUACGAGAUCUACGCAGAGGAGCUGCUCCAGCCGCAACUCUUAAGGCCGACGUUGACGACGGCCGCCGCUCCCGCAGCAACGUCGCUCGGGCGCGGAUGGUUCCGGUUGCCGCGGGACGGCCUGUACCAGACGUACGCGGAGUUCAUCGCCACCCAGCUGCCCGACCGCGACGGCAUCGAUGUCUUUGGCCAGCACGAGAACGCAAACAUUAAAUAUUUGAAAUCACGCUCCGACUACAUGCUGCAGAUGCUAACCAGAGUGGGACAGGACCCAUCACAGCAGCAGCAACAGCAGCAGCAGCAGCAGCCAUCUCACGUUGGACAGGAUCAUGAGCGCACGAAGCAAACAGUCUCGGACCUCUUAUCGUCACUUCCUGUUUACCUGGACUACGAGAACGCGCUCCGCAUUGUGGGUGCCGGUGCAAACAGUACGCCCGUGUGCGAGGCCCUGCUGGCCGAGGUGCGCACCUACAAUGCCAUCCUUGGCCGCAUCAAAUCGGACUGUGACUGUCUGGUCCGGAUGCUGACGGGUGCAACGAACGAGCUGCUGGACGAAUCGAGCGGUCGCUGGAGCGUGCUGCUUGCCGCCCUCCAACAGAACACGGUCCCGAAACGGUGGGCCGAGGGUGGCGCACAGGAAACGCGCCCGUGCGUACGAACCAUUCGGUUAUCGCUUGCCGAUUGGAUGCUGCAGCUCCGGGAGCGGGUGCGCUACCUGCGCCGCUGGACCGAAACGGGCCAGCUUCCGGCUGAGAUUGUGCUUGGACGCUUCAACGAUCCAAGGCGCUUCCUGAACGGGGUGCUACAGCAUCAUGCACAAGUGUACCGUGUUCCGUUCGAAGAUCUCCGCUGGGAUGUGACGAUCUUUAACACGAACAAACCGCUGGAACGUAUUGCGAUUCAGGAUGGCUUCAUUGCGUGGGGUUUGCUGCUGGAAAACGGGAGCUGGGACUGGGAAAAGCAAACACUGGCCGUGCCGGAUAUACUGGAGAUGACGUGCCCGAUGCCACCGGUCGCCUUCCGUCCCGUGCGACGUGCUGGCAGUGUUGCAAUGGGAGCGGCCGAAACGUUCGCUCCCUACCAAUGUCCAGUGUUUUACAGUUCCGAGCGCAGUGAAGAUUCCUUCGUUCUUUGCCUUCCACUGCCGGUCGGGGAGCAACGGGAUGAACAGGGCUGGAACAUGUUCAAUACGGCACUGCUGCUGAACGAUUAGAACCAUUUUUGUUGGGUUGUGUAGAGAGCGAAAACACAGGCUUUGGUUAUGAUGUUGUGCGAUUUAAAUGUUGAUUUAUUUAAAAAUUAAUUCAUUACAAAAAAAAUCGAAACGCGUUUACAGCUAGUUCCGAUCGGAAACACGCGCUUUUUCUGUCGUAACGGGCUUUCCCAUUGGCCUGCUUGGGCGUAUGUGUGUGUGUACGAUUGUGUAUGAUUAAUGAGCUUGUUUGGGCAGCAGCUUGUUAGGGGCGGCGAUGGAUUUCCUAGAGCCCCGUACCCCGAUGCUGCGCGGCGCAAUACCGGUGGCAAACAAAGAGGAUGCAUCAAGUAUUUCGCAGAUUCUUACGAGAUAUACGUACUGGUAAAAGUAUAAGUGUAGUAAUACUAUCAAUCUUAAGUGACUAGCAUCUAUGCUUAAUGUGUAAUGUGAAGCGACGGCGGUAAAACGUGCGCAUACCUUCGUUCCUGUCGCACCGUUAUUCUGUUUCUGUUCUUGCACUUGCCAUUUUAUGCUACGUCGAGCGCCGUAUCCGCUCGCUGGAGUCGUACCACUAUUAUAGAUAUAUUUAUACUGUUUGCCAUCGAUUAUCCGAAGGGACGUUGGAGAGAGGCUUUGCAAUGUAAGAUUGGACUGCGGGAGGCAGGAGGGCGUACAUUUGGAAUAAGCUCGAUGCAGUUUGUCGAUGCGAAGUUAGCACAGGUCCCAACUUGGUCGCCAGUUGGGGCCCCAUCAUAAUGCGAGCAACAGAAUUAAAUAGAAGGAUGGAAGAUGAUAGACACGGGAAAAACGAUGAACUCUUUUACAAAAACACACACACACACACUAUCUCUCUUUUUGCUCGCUUCCCUAAUCUGGCUGCUUCCUGCUUAUAUGUACAACAUACUCAUCUAAAACA
Molecule: messenger RNA, 14890 nt
Organism: Anopheles coluzzii
Lineage: Eukaryota; Metazoa; Arthropoda; Insecta; Diptera; Culicidae
Product: dynein axonemal heavy chain 2-like
Exons: 24
Coding region: 88-13992 (4634 amino acids)
Biological process (GO): microtubule-based movement
Cellular component (GO): dynein complex
Molecular function (GO): ATP binding; minus-end-directed microtubule motor activity; dynein light intermediate chain binding
Source: RefSeq, a predicted model, not a curated record